Messenger RNA from Sorex fumeus (smoky shrew), 2281 nucleotides. It is a transcript of the gene GAS2L3, whose product is annotated as growth arrest specific 2 like 3. Gene Ontology annotation, biological process: actin crosslink formation. The coding region runs from base 49 to 2127 and encodes 692 amino acids. The transcript is spliced from 9 exons. NCBI's taxonomy places the organism in Eukaryota, Metazoa, Chordata, Mammalia, Eulipotyphla, Soricidae. Gene Ontology annotation, cellular component: actin filament. Gene Ontology annotation, molecular function: cytoskeletal adaptor activity; actin filament binding; microtubule binding. The record is from RefSeq and is a predicted model, not a curated record.
AGUGACCGUCCCGCGCGCAGACUGAAAAGGUGUUUCAUUUCCAUAUUGAUGACCAUGCAGCCUGCAAUUCAAGUAUGGUUUGGAGAAGACCUGCCUCUAAGUCCACGAAGUCCUCUGACACCCAGGCACGGACCAGGUUUGGCCGAUGUCUGUCAGUAUGAUGAGUGGAUAGCUGUGAGGCAUGAGGCUACUCUGUUGCCCAUGCAGGAAGAUCUCUCAAUCUGGCUGUCUGGCUUAUUAGGUAUUGAAGUUAAGGCAGAAAGGUUACUGGAGGAACUUGACAAUGGAGCACUAUUAUGCCAAUUGAUUGAUGUUCUUCAAAACAUGGUGAGAGCAGGCAAUGCUGAAGAGCCAAGGAAUUUUCCAAUGAGAAAAGUACCCUGUAAGAAAGAUGCUGCCUCAGGUUCAUUCUUUGCUAGAGAUAAUACUGCAAACUUCCUUCAUUGGUGUAGGCAUCUGGGUGUUGAUGAGACCUACCUCUUUGAAUCUGAAGGUUUAGUUUUGCACAAAGAUCCAAGACAGGUGUAUCUUUGUCUUCUUGAAAUCGGCCGAAUUGUGUCAAGAUACGGAGUUGAGCCACCAGUAUUAGUAAAGCUCGAGAAAGAAAUAGAGCUGGAAGAGACUUUACUUAAUACUUCUGGGCUUGACGAUUCCAUCAGUAUUCCAAAAUCCUGUUGUCAGCAUGAGGAGUUGGAUGAAGCCGUUAAACAUAUUGCUGAAGACCCUCCUUGUAGUUGUUCUCAUCGAUUUUCUAUUGAGUACUUAUCUGAAGGACGGUACCGACUAGGGGAUAAAAUACUCUUCAUACGAAUGCUCCAUGGAAAGCACGUCAUGGUCCGUGUUGGUGGAGGCUGGGAUACUCUUCAAGGAUUUUUGCUUAAAUAUGACCCCUGCCGAAUUUUACAGUUUGCCACACUGGAACAGAAGAUUCUAGCAUUUCAGAAAGGUGUUUCUAAUGAAAGUGUUCCUGAUACAUCUGGCAGAACACCUCAGCCUCCUGAAAUGAAUCCUUUGUCAGCAGUUAACAUGUUUCAGAAACAAAAAUUAAGACCUGGCACACCGGUUAGCACUGCGAGGAGUAAAGAAAAGCAGGACCAUCCUCCAGAUGCAUUACCUUCCUCUUCCUUGAAAGGGGCUCAUCCGAGCUCCCCGGCAGUGCGUUCUAAAUUGCCAAAUUCUCCAGCAGCAGCAUCGCAUCUCCAACUUAAAUCUUCAAAAGGCAUAACCAAGACACCACACGCGCCUUCAAACAAUGCCCCUUUAAAUCCAGUAGGAAAAAGCACAUCUUCACCAGCUUUACCGAGACCUGCCCCUUGUGUAUCUGAGUCCUUGAGAAAAUGUAUCUCCUCACCCCAUACUCCUAAAGCCAAACUUAUUCCAACCCAGAAUUCAAGAGCUUUGCCCAAGCCUGGACUGUCAGCAAGCAAAUGUCCCGGGAAAACGGAACCAAAGCUUUUGAAGCACAAUCAUGUUUCUUCCAGGGAGACUGCAGGAUCUCACUCCACUGCACAUUUAAAUUCAUCGCCACAGUGUCCAAAGCUUCCUAAAGGAAACAUACAUGUGAGACCUAAACCAUCUGCUUCUUUCCAGUCUCCUGCAAAAAUCACAAAAUCCAGCUCCAAAGCCAUGGCCACGGGUCUCCAAGCUCCAUCUCAGCCCACCGACGGAGCCCUGCAGGCAGGGGUGGCACCAGCACAGACGCUUAAGUCGGUCUCGAAUUUAAGCAAGCCCCUCCCUGGACCAUCGGUUUCUUCAGCAAAGGCUGCACAGGGAUCAAGGGAGAAGGGUACGGUGUCAGUGGUCAAAAAGAAGCCCCAGACUAAAAGCUCCGUCCCCAAGACAGGAGCCGGCUCCUCCCGGUCACCCGGCCGCACUCCACUGUCCGUUGUGAGUCUUCCUCAGUCUUCUGCCAAGACCCCACCUGUGCAGAGGCCCACGGCACAGACUGCGGCCAAGGGCCCGCGCUCAGCUCACGGGCCUCCACACAGGGCCAGAGCCCCUGCUGCAACCAGGAAACCGCCUUCCCCAGGGCCGGAAGCAGGGGUUGACAAAAAGGCUACGGCAAAGAAAAAGGAUGAUGAUGACCAUUAUUUUGUUAUGACUGGAAGUAAGAAACCCAGGAAAUAAGUGUAAAUGUUUCAUUUUAAGAACAUGGAGGCAAGGAAGAGUGAAUGUGUUAGCUCCUAAUUCUCCCCUUUGUGUUUUUAUAAAGAUAGAUGCUGCAGUUAAGUACUGUCAGAUGGGGUGGGAAUUAGAGUGAGGAGAGGGCUUUUCAGAAUUU